This is a messenger RNA of Porites evermanni, 3098 nucleotides long. Lineage: Eukaryota; Metazoa; Cnidaria; Anthozoa; Scleractinia; Poritidae. The record is from the annotation of a GenBank genome assembly.
AUGUUUGGCUUGGCUUCGCAAACGAAGAUCAGGAAGGUUGUUGUCCACGCCGACGUGGACGUGGAUAAGUCCUUCGGCCUGCGCGGCGGAGUUUUUAGGUGGAGUAGAGAGCGCGCAAACUGGCCCCACCCUUUACACCCGAAGUUCAUCUGUCAUGGCUUAGCAAGCUGGGACGAUGGCAGCGAAAUCGAAGGGUGGCAGGUUUUACAUCAGUUUCCCUCUCCGUGAGGCGGGUAGCCGACCAAGACUGACGAGCCUCCCCUGCCCAAAGCGACUUGGUUAUACUGCGCCAGGCACUCGCAAUCGUCCUUUCCUUUUGGUUCAAAUCCAGGAGGCACCACGUGGAAGUUGGAGUAGGACUUGAGGUCGGCGUCACUCUAGUGGAUGUUUUAGGUCCAGUGUUGAUUUUCACCCAUACCAACAUCCAGUGACUAUGCGGACCCCCAUUUACCCCCCAUGACGAGUGCUUUAAACUACUUUUCUAUUUAGCUUCACGGUCUUACUCAGUGUUUAAUAUUUGCACAGUGUAUUGACAAUCUCUGAUGAAAAAAUGGAAAAUUUGCUUGCUACUAUGCGGAUUUUUAUGCCUUCUUUACGAAUUGUGACUUGGGAUAUUUCUGCUAUAAUUUUGUGCAACGCUUUAAGAAAAUUGGCGUGAUAGAACCCUACCGUUGUUGUAUAAACAAUUUGUCUGUCAUUUUACCCACCUCCUCCUCUGUUUCCCAACCUCUUUCAAUAAACCCUUAUAUUAAUGACUGGUCCCGAGCUAGGUAUCCUGAGUAUCAGGCCUUCCUAAGAAACACCUGAUACUCAGGCUAGAGCUAGGAAACAGUUUAUGUUGUUUCCCUCGAAUCUUAAAAGUGACGUUGCACGGGACGAUUUGCAAGGACGACUUCUAGUGCAACACAGCAUCACAACAUUGUUGCAACAUUAUUUGGAAUUGUUGCAACAUUGUCCCAACAUUGCUAUGCUGUAUUGCGCUCAAAAUGGACGUUGCGAAUCGUACCGUGUAACAUCACCUUUAAUGUUUCUCGAGCCCGGAGAUUUUCGGGAAACAAAAUUAACUGUUUCCCGAGAAACCACAGAUUUUGCAAUGUUGCCGGCUCAGAGAUUUUGGCGGGAAACAGUUUCAUUGUUAGAUGUCAUGUGACCUCGAAGUAACCAAUGUGAGCGCGCUCUGUUGGGAAAAAAGCUUCCAGCUAUAUAACAGUGGUCUGUUUUUCAGUCCUGAAGUUUUUAGGCUUAAAUGAAGGUAGCUUUGGGCCUUUGCCUUUAGCCAUUUUUGCUUGAUUUUUUUUAAUAUAAGGAGCUAUAAGGUCCAGUUAACGAGUUCAGGCAAUGCAUGUCAGUAUAUGAAUAGUUUAUAUGUUCAGGUGGACUUUCUUUUAUAUUUCCCUAAAAGGCUUUUAUUACCGAAAAAAGAAAAAAGAAAAAAGUUUUUGCUCCCGAUUCACUGCAAAAUACUGGAAAAUUAUAGAUAACGUUAAUUUUGAAGAACAGCACAGUUAACAACCAUAAACCGGUCGUUCAGUAAGCCCUAGGCUUAUACAACUUCGUAAGGGGUUUUAGGAGGUCCUAUAUAUAAAGGGGGCGGGGAAGGGGGCACACAAAAAAAUACAAAUCAUGGCCUACAAAUAUUAAAAAUAAAAGAAGGAACGAUACUCUACUGACCGUGAAAGCUACGUGGUUAACCAUGAAAAUUCGACGAAAAGAAACCGUCUAGAAGACAAGGCUACUUCAGAUGCCAUACCCGUAAACGUUCCUCAAGUCCCCCUCAAGCCUUUUCCCAAUUAUAAGACCUCCAGUUAUAGACCUUAUCAUGACGGUCCGGUUGAAAGCCAUCUUGUCGGAGAGCCAAACGCUCUGAUUUAUAUACCCUAUCCUAGAGUAAACUGCUUGAAAACCAUACCCUUCACAGCGGCACAUACCUAUAUAGCCCAUAUAUGGCAGUCCCCCCCCCCGGGGUUCAAGUGGUUUUGAACUAUAUUCUCGUUGGGUGCCCCUGAUUUCUAAGGCUUACUUUCUGGCAAAUAAAAUGAACUGAAUGUAAAAAGUGAAAGAGAAAAAGCGAAAAAUUCAACUUCUAAUUAAAUCUUUUCUUAUGGUUCAGAAUAAACUAUUCUCGAAACAGAGAAUGUUUUCAUCCAAGCUGUGUAAAUCGAACUGAAACUAGUGCAUGAAACCUUGCGUUUCCUGUAUUUAUCUCACCUAUUGUAAGGAAUAUGUGUGCAAAUCUUCAUUGUGAAUCGGUGUAUUUCAAAGAGCUACACAACGACCAAGAAUGCUAUUGACUGACAAUAUACAGAGCGGGGGCAGCUGUACUGUCAACUAUUACUAGUAUUAAUCAUUAGCAAUGAGGUGGCGAAAAAUAAGUACUGAGAAGAGGCACUGUUCGGUCAUGUAGGAGUUAGUUGGCCUCAAAAAUAACCACGAUAAUUCCUUAAAAUGCGUCCACGAAUUAUCUGAUAAUAUAGCUUGCCGGGAAAGCUUCCUCGACGCUUUAGGCCUCGUUGUCUCGACUCUACUCUAUGCCGGCUGGUUAUUUAUGUAUCACCGAUGGAGGCUCGUUAUGAUCAAUCCCCCCUCCAAAAAAAUAAAUAUUGAAUAAAUAAAUAAAAGUAUUUUAAGAAUCUCCAUCUGUGAAAAGUGAUCAGUAUGGAUUGUUUUAAACGCUUGGCUUGGCUUCGCGAACGAAGAUCAGGAACAUUGUCGUCCACGUCAACGUAGACGUGGACUAGUCCUUCGGCCUGCGCUGCGAAGUUUUUAGGUGGAGUACAGUGCACGCAAACUGGCCCCACCCUUUACACCCAAAGUUCAUCUGUCAUGGCUUAGCAAGCUGGGACGAUGGCAGUGAAAUCGACGGGUCGUAGGUUUUACAUCAGUUUCCCUAUCCUAGGCGGGUAGCCGACCAAGACUGACGAGCCCCCCCUUCCCAAAGCGACUAGGUUAUACUGCGCCAGGUACCCGCAGUCGUUCUCUUCUUUUGGUUCAAAUUCAGGAGGCACCACGUGGAAGUUGGAGUAGGACUUGAGGUCUGCGUCACUCUAGUGGAUGUUUUAGGUCCAGUGUGGAUUUUCACCCAUACCAGCAUCCAGUGA